UCCUGGCAACCUGAGGCAGCUCUGGUGCCAUGGAGGACCACUUACUGCUACGAAGUUUUACUGUAUACAAGCCCUGGAGAAGCUGUGUGGAGGCCAUGUCAGUAUUGCCUGGAGACGUGAGACUCAUAUCAGACCGUUAAGGCUUAACAUGGGAGAUGGCGGCAAUAGGAAGAGUUGACUGAGGAAGGAAAUUAGGAGAAAUUUCACCCAUGAAGCCCAAGGAUCCAGGUAAAGCAGAAGAGGCUGGAGAUGCCAGGCAAUCAUCAAAGCAGCAUGAAGGAAUAAUCAGAUCACCAGAGACAGACUGGCAACCGUUCAGAGCUGACAAAAGAGCCACCUUGAAUUCAGACACGCGGAUAGUUGGAGAUGACAGAUUUUAUAUCUUUACUAGCUAAUAUCUAAUGUUUUAAAUAAACUAUGUUACAAAGUGAAUGUUUAACAAUUCACACACUAUAAGUUUAUUCAUUAAUCCUUGUGGCUAUAUACAAUAGUGUUUAAAAGCACAGAAUUUUUUUCCAGGGCAGAGACCAGGAGUCUGAUAGCUGCACUGCCAUUUACUACCUAUGUAAUCAGAGGCAAGUGAUUUAACCUUUCUGAAAUUUAGUGCCCUUGUCUAUAGAAUGGACGUGAUUAGCGAAUUUGUGAGGAUUAAAUGAGAUGCUCUACGUAAAGUGCUUAAAAAAGCUCUUCACUCAUAGAAUCACUUCAUGAAUGAUGAUUGUUUUUAUUGUUAUUUUAAUAGUCAUACUUAUAUGUAUGUGAUGCAUUGUACAUAGUUCAGUUUUAAUAAGAUAGUCUUACUUAAAUGAUGCAUUUAUUUUCUACAUAAGGAAAAUGAAGCAUACAGUGUGUGUGUAUAUAUAAAUGAUCACAUCCAGGACUCACACCAGGGAAUUUCUGUAAUAUUCUUCAUCGUUCUUUUCAUUUUGCUACAUAAAAUCCAUUGUGUAAGCAUAUUUUCCAGAAGACAGAAGAUUACAUGAUAAUUAAGUUUUAUUACAUGAAAGCCUGUUUUGAGAUUUUUUUUGUAUACUUCAUACAUGGCUAAAUUGUGGGGAGAGUGAGACCAUCCAUGGAAACCACAAACUUUUAAAAAAUCAUGUUGUUUGAUAUAAUCGUAUAUUCUUUGAUAUAAAUAUAAAUGUGUUUUUGACAUAAGAGAAAUAAGUAAAAACUUUGGGGCUAUGAGUCUUAGCUGUGUUAACUCUUGCAAAUUAUCCCUUGGAUAAAUAUCAUAGUAAAUCUAUUCCGUGAGUGUACUGCCUUUGGCACUAGGAGUUUUACUCAUAUUAAUUUAAUUACGAUAAGCAGAAAGGAGAAAUACAGUAAGCAGAGAGAAGAAUUUACUUUCUUUAACUGUUAAUAUCUUUCAAAGGUCAUCUUUUUAAUCUGCUAUAAUAGAAAUGCAUUAAAAAGUAGCAAGAAAACAAAUUGAAUUGAAGGGAAUGAAGUUAGAACACACGAGUAGAUUAGAGAUUUAAUGAAGCUCCAAUAAAGUUUCAGUUUCUCUCAAUCUUAACGGAUCCAACACCUUGUUUUUGUAACAAAUCUUUUGUAAUAAGUCUUUAUUAUCUUUACUUUUAUAGCCUCUAUUUAGUAAACUCUGAGUUUACUAAAUGAAAGUCAUAGAUCAAAAUAUGGUUGUUAAAAUAGAGACAGUUGUUAAUUCUCACUUUUCUUGCUGAAGAAAUAAAAGGAAAUAUAUUAAUGAUUUGUUUCAGCAUCCCCUAUCCAGUUCCUAGGUUGCAUACAGGUAUGUGAACCAGGAGAAGUUCUAAGCACAGGAUAAUCGGGCUCCCAAAAUUCGAACUGUGGUGUUCCCUGCAAGUAGUGUCACAGCAAUGAGAAGAUUCAAUAACACCUUUCAUCACUUCAAUGGCUUUGUUCUAGUGGGCUUCUCUGAAUGGCCCAGACUAGAAAUGGUUCUUUUUGUAGUCAUCUGCAUCUUCUAUAUAUUGACCCUCUUUGGGAACUCAACCAUAAUUAUCUUGUCACACCUUGAUCCCAGACUCCAUACCCCCAUGUAUUUCUUUUUGGCUAAUCUCUCUUUUUUGGACCUCUGCUAUACUACCUCCACUGUCCCCCAGAUGCUGGUAAAUAUACAGAGCCACAAAAGAAACAUAAGCUACAUAGGAUGUGUAGCUCAACUUUUUAUCUUCCUUGGUUUAGGAUCCACUGAAUGUGUACUUCUCUCAGUGAUGGCCUUUGAUCGUUAUGUAGCUAUCUGCCAGCCUCUCCAAUACACAGUUAUCAUGCAUUCUUGGCUAUGCCAACAACUGGCAGCAGUGGCUUGGGUAACAGGUUUCAGCAACUCCUUGGUGCAAACAGUGUUGACUUUCUUAUUACCUCGUUGUGGUCAAUAUCGGGUGGAGAAUUUUUUCUGUGAAGUACCUGCCAUGCUUCAAUUAUCAUGUGUUGAUACACGGAUUAAUGAAGUGGAGAUGUAUGCAGCUGUGGUAGUCAUAAAAGUUAUCCCAGUUGGAUUGAUUCUAUUUUCUUACAUUAACAUUGUCAGAGCAGUAGUAAGGAUCCAAUCUUCUGAGGGUCGAAAGAAGGCCUUCAACACAUGCGGGUCUCAUCUGCUGGUGGUCAUUAUGUUCUAUGGCUCAGCCAUUAGUGGUUAUGCAUAUAUGGCACCCAAGAGCAACUCAGCCAAAUUGAAGGGCAAGCUUCUUGCACUCUUCUAUGGACUUCUAACUCCAAUGCUCAACCCUCUUAUCUACACCUUGAGAAAUAAGGAUGUUAAGGGAGCAGUAAAGAAGCUACUGGGGAGAGAACAAGAGCAAGGUGGAACAUGUCUUAGGAGAAUGUAGUCCUCUCACAAUUCAAAUUCCAGACUCUCAGACUGCCUAUGGCCAACUGCCAUCACUCCUCUCACUCUCAAAUAAUAAUGGCUUGUUGUUACUAUUAUUAUCCAUGUAUUUCACAGGAAGUAAAAUUUUGAUUAUUCUCCCCCGAAAUAAUGAAACAGAGCUCUAAAAAUAGAUAAUUAGUAUUCAUAGAUUUUAGUAAAAUAAUUGUAUUUUUGUUACUAUGUGUUUUUUUCUAAUGAAGUUUUAAAAUUAAUAGCCAAAUAUGAUUUCUUAUCACAUGGCCCAUUAAAACUUAUGAUUCAGGGAAUAAUCUUGAGACUUGUUUGGAAGUCUUAAAGCAGAAAGAUAACUGCUUAAAAUGACUAAAUUGUUACAAAAUUAGCAGAAUGCACUUAUAGAUAAGAAGAAACUUCAUUUCUUCCUUUCAUAGUCCUUUUUUUUUAUGUUGUCAGUGCAGCUGUUGUACAUCUAAACUAAUUUUAACCAAUAUUAGGAUGGGGCAUCCUCAGGGAGCCAAGAGCAUGCUGUGGAAAUCUACACUGUUCUGGAGAAAAAGAAGUGCACAUAUAGAAAGCUCUGUGCAAUGUCUCUGACUAUUAUCCAGUCCUGCCAGCAGCCUCUUUUAGCAUAUUUCUUUAACUCUGCACCUCAUCCUAUGGAAGUUUUUCCUUAUGGCCAAUAUAUAAAGAACUUUUAUGUUUCUCAAGUAACAGCCUUUAAUAUAAAAACAUCUUGUGGUCCAAUCAGUAUAUAUGUUAUUAUUGGUGCUCAAUCAUCUUUAUCAGCAUUAUAAUAUCUAUUUUCAGCAGGCCAAAUGGAAAAAUAGAAAUUUUUCUUUGAAUGGAAAGGCAAGAAAUCAUAUAGCUUCUGUCCACAGGAUAGACAUCUUCAAUAUCAUGUUUUACAGAUUCCACAUUUUAUGUAAUGGCUGCUGAGUGAAAAGCCUACCUCUAGGCAAAAGUAUCUGGGCUUGGCACAAUUAAGAGUCUCUUGCAUGUACUGUGAAAAUAGCCAAAUAUAUGAAAGGACGUUCCUACCAGCAAUGCAUCUCAUUAAAUUAUAACCAUUGUUUUCUUACCUUCUUGUGAAAAUUAUGGUGUUUACAUUGGGAAAAGAGGAGAAAAAAUAGACUGAAUAGUCAUCUGAGUGAAUGUACAGCAGAAAAAUGUGAGAAAACAUCUACACUCAAAGAUUGUAAUGUAAUAGGUCAUUUAGUAAUAGUGAUAUAUAACUUGUCCUUUCCAAAUAUAUUUGAGCAGUGGACAUAUAGUUCUUUUCUCCCAAAGAAUAUGAGCUGCUUGAAGAUGUGAUAAAAUGUCUAUCAUCUUUUUUUUUUCUCAAAGAUUUGUGUUUUAAGAGCAGUUUUAGGUUCACAGUAAACUGAGAGAAAGGUACAGAGAUAUCUCUUAUAGCCCAGCCCCCAUAUAUGCAUAGCCAGCUCCGUUAUAAACCUCUCACAAUGUUAAUAAUAAAGGCGAAUAGAAAUUACCAAAUAUUCAUCAAUAGUAAAAUAGAUUAAUAAAAUGUAGUAUAUUCAUAAUCUAGAACACUAUACAGCCCUGAAAUGAAGUACUGCUACAUGCAACGUCCUGGAUAAAUCUCACAAACAGGUUGAAUGAAAAGAGCAUGUAUGACAUGACUCAAUCUGUGCAAAGUUCAAAAACAGGUAAAACAAAUUUUGUUUUCAGACAUUGGGUGGUGAUUACCUUUAGGGAGGAAAUAGUGAACGAAUGGGCAUGAGGGGUCUCCGAAGAUUGGGUAAUAGUCUAGUUUUUCAUUUGGGAAGUGGUUGCAUGUGUUCUUGUUUUCACUUUGUCAUAAUUCAAUUAUGUUUAGUGUUUUCUUCUUUAGGCAUAUUAUACUUUAUAAAACUAUUAAAAAUUCAUGUCAAAUAGUAUAAGCUGAUUACUUAAAUAAUAUUUAAUGUCUAACUCAGAGACGGUUCUCCAGAGUGACUAUAAAUCAAUAAAUUAAUGUUGAAUCUUUUUUGUGAAUUUUUAGAGAUGUAAAUAAUUUUGUUAUUAUGACGAAUCUUUCACUAUUUAAAAGGAGGCAAUUUUCAAUUUCCCUUUCCGAUGUAAAAGGGAAAUAUGCCAUGAUAGUUCCAAUAUUGACUAUUCAGAAAAUAACUGAUUUUUUACUUUGAAAAAUUAAACAUUUUUUCUAAAAUAAAUAUACAUUUCUACGUUAAAAUUUUACAUAUAUUCAUCAUUAAAUUAGUUUACAUUUUCCGAACUGGUUCCCAAUCAUUACUGUGGAAACCAAGUUUGGAGUGAGAUAUUUUCUUGAAUAUUCUUCACAGUCAUGCCUUAGAUGGCUCUAUUUUAAGCACUGCAAGUCAAAGUCUGUAUUUUAUGGUCAUUUGCAUUCCCCAUCACCUACUAGAAUAAUCAGUUAUUUAAAAUUGUUUGGGGACUUAUGAACUAAUGGGUGGUUCAUUUAGAGGACUUCAAUUUAUUGGUGCCAGCAUUUGGUUUGUCAUUCUCAAAAUGCAUUGGCACUCGAUAAUCCAUUUUUCAAGUGCUGAUUCUUCAGCUCAUUAGUGCUACCCGAGACAAAUUAUCUUUCCUCAUGCUUAAUGUGGGAAUAAUAGAAGUCAUGAACUAAAAUAAAUUUUAUAGCAUGUAGUCAAUUUAAUUAAAUGAUAGCUUUCCCAGUAUUAUUGUUAUAAUUAUUCAUAUG
Messenger RNA from Equus caballus (horse), 5495 nucleotides. The record is from RefSeq and is a predicted model, not a curated record. Lineage: Eukaryota; Metazoa; Chordata; Mammalia; Perissodactyla; Equidae.